Messenger RNA from Cucumis melo (muskmelon), 594 nucleotides. RefSeq lists its product as uncharacterized. The record is from RefSeq and is a predicted model, not a curated record. The transcript has 2 exons. The coding region runs from base 1 to 594 and encodes 197 amino acids. Lineage: Eukaryota; Viridiplantae; Streptophyta; Magnoliopsida; Cucurbitales; Cucurbitaceae.
AUGAAUAGUUCAGUAGUUCAACUGUUAGCUUCCAAAAAACUUAACAGCGAUAAUUAUACAGCUUGGAAAUCAAAUAUUAAUACAUUACUAGUAGUUGACGAUUUGAGAUUUGUCUUAACAGAGGAAUGUUCUCAAACCCCUGCCUCUAAUGCUAACCAUACUAGUUGGGAAGCAUAUGAUCGAUGGGUAAAGAUUAAUGAAAAAGCCCGUGUCUACAUUCUUGCCAGCAUGUUAGAUGUUCUGGCAAAGAAACAUGAAUCCUUAGCCACGACUAAAGAAAUUAUGGAUGCAUUAAGGGCAAUGUUUGGGCAACAAGAAUGGUCCCUAAGGCACGAGACAACCAAAUACAUUUACACUAAACGAAUGAAGAAGGGGACCUCUGUUAGAGAACAUGUCUUGGACAUGAUGAUACCCUUCAACAUCGCUGAAGUAAAUGGUGGUGCCAUCAAUGAGGCUAAUCAGAUUCAGGAGCCACUGACCAUAUUUACUUCUCAUUUCAAGAAAAUAGUUCUUGAAAAAGGCUUUCAGAAGGCGAGAUCACUCUCAAGGUUGGAACAGGAGAGAUGGUCUCAGUUGAAGCAGUGGGAGAUUUAA